UCUCGCGCUCCACUUCACCAUGGCAACGCAAAAGCUACCGCCCAAGCGUACCCUGUUUGUUUACAGUUACAUGUGGCAGGUUUGACCUUUUUAUGAACGUUUAACGACACAUAAAGAAGAUGUUUCUUUAUUUUUGAAUUAUUAACGCCUUCAUUAAUUUAUGAAACACUCCAGACUCAGUCAGGAAAGUCUGGAUUCAUGUAGCUCGACACGAUGCUAGCAGUUAGCGCUAGCAUCCAACGUUCAUUUUUCACAGAGUUCCCUGAGAUGUGAGUCUUGUUAAGAUGUCCUCUCAGGAAAACCCGACGCAGGUGAUGCCUCUUUGGGGGCUCGCCAUCCCUCUCCCAGCGGUGCUCAUGAUCACUGUGGUUCUCUAUAUGAUCGUCCUGGGCGUCGGGCUGUGGAUCAGAUAUUGCCUGAAGGACCGUUGUUCUUGUGACUGUGGCGGCUGCUGUCCAGGGAUUUCUAUCUAUGAACAGUGCUUCAAGCUGGCAGAGAUGUGCCACUGCAACAUGCCGACUGCAAAAUCCUGCUGGAAAGAUUGCCCCCCUUGUCCUUCUUGCACCUGUUGGAACUGUCCCUGCAGCUGUCAGCCUCCUGAGUGCGACUCCUGUCACUGUCUCUGCUUCGAGAUCAGGAUCAAGUGACAGAAGAGGACUGAGGCGCCCUGAAGCCUUCGUCAGCUGAGUGACUUUAUAAAAAGAGUUCCGUGCAGAGAGAAGAAGAGUGACCUGAUGACAGAGAUCCACAACACGACAUGAACCGUCACAUGUGAGAGUUCUUAAUCGGGGCCAUGGUGAAGACUGCUGAGCGACGUUUACAUCUGAAGAAGACUCAGAAUGAUUCUGCUCCUGUCAUCUGGUGGCAUCACACUUCUUUUCAUUCCAUACCUGCAUCACUAGAUAACACGUGUAGUGAUGGAACAUGUUUGCUGAGUUCAUUAGGUUAAAGGAAAAGUCUCACUCUGUUAAAUCCAGAUGUUUCUGGGAACUUAAGGGACGUCAAGGUGAGCACCAAACAGUUUUUACACUGGCAAGCAGACAUCAGAAACUUUGGUUGACACUGUACAUAUCUUUUUAUUUAUUUUUUUAAACUCUAAUUUCACUCUUAAGAACAGCUGUUGAUACUUUUGUACCUCAAGAAGAGACGUCUGGGGUCGUAGCUAACUACACAAGAAGAAACUGGACGACGAAUGUGUGCACACGUUGUUGACAGAGAGAGUACAAAGGAUCAGAUCCAAUCAUCAACAUCUCUGACUGUAGCUGAUUUGUAGAUCCUCACAGGAUGUUUACAAGCCAAACUUUCCCACAAACAACUUUUUAAAGUUGUCACACAAUCAUAAAAUUCAACACUAAAGAAUAGAAACGCUGCCUCGUUCUGAAAACCAGCCUUUUCUACUUUUCUCUUGUGUUUUUUUUUUUAUACCUUUGCCAAACAGUGACGACCUGUUCAAGCCUUUAAACUCUGUGAUUGAACUGACACCUGCUUUGUUGAAGUGCCUUCUUGUUCAGUUUCUGGGCUUAUUCACAACAUAAUUGUGACUCUUUAGAAAGCUGCUUCCUGCAGUGUUCCAUCAAACCAGCAGGGGGAGUAGUGCACUUGUUUUGUAUUCUUCAGCAGGUGGUUUGUCCACAUUCGGUGCUUCAGUGAGUAUUUCAGACGUUUGGUUUACAUUGAAUUCAUAGUUUUAACUGCUGUGACACUGACCUGUUGUUUUAUACGUUGUGUUUUUAUGAAGUUUGAUUAAACUCUGAGUUGUAAAAAAAUGAA
Notolabrus celidotus (New Zealand spotty) is the source of this 1770-nucleotide messenger RNA. Its product is annotated as SCO-spondin. The record is from RefSeq and is a predicted model, not a curated record. Lineage: Eukaryota; Metazoa; Chordata; Actinopteri; Labriformes; Labridae. The coding region runs from base 285 to 647 and encodes 120 amino acids. The transcript is spliced from 5 exons.